Molecule: messenger RNA, 732 nt
Organism: Caenorhabditis remanei
Lineage: Eukaryota; Metazoa; Nematoda; Chromadorea; Rhabditida; Rhabditidae
Exons: 4
Coding region: 1-732 (243 amino acids)
Cellular component (GO): plasma membrane; Golgi apparatus; endoplasmic reticulum
Source: RefSeq, a predicted model, not a curated record
AUGCAUCGUUCCUUAUCUCAAGCGUAUUGUACGGAGCAAUUGUUAGUUGGUAACAACGCAGCAUGCGAUAAGUUUAAAAACAGAAGAUACUCUUGCGAAAACCCAAAACAAGACAGUUCUGGCAUUCCUUUAUUACCCCUGUUCUGUACUGAAAAACAGAAGUACUAUGCACCAGUUGGAGCUGCUGCAUCGAUUAUGUUCACUGAUUACUUUAGUUUAACACUGAACAACACACCAAUUGCCUGGACAGAAGACGGAGUGAUCGAUGACAAACUUCGAGAGGCAUAUUUUCAACCAAGAGAGAAGAACUUGUGUGAUGCAGUCGAAUUUCGAAAUACAGUGAAACCAAUUGGAUGGAAACAUCAUGUUUGUGAGAUGGGCGGGUACCGUAAUAUCUCUCUGAUAAAGUGGCUUGAGUCAACGACUAACAAGAACUUCAAAAAGUUAUAUAGGAUUUUAGACACGAAGAAGCACAAUGGUCUAAAACAAGGAGUAUACAGGUUGCAAGUGGAUAACGUUUAUAACCCUAGUGUAAUUAACUGCACCAAACACAAAAUGACGAAAUACUUUUGGAUUUUACACCCAUCUUGGUUGGGAACCGAACAGACGUUCUUGGAAAAGACGUAUCUGCUUGUUGGAUUAGGCUUGUUAGCACUCUCAUGUUGUCUCGUUGGAUUUCAAAUCUUCCUAAUGGAUCGAAGAAUAACUUUCGAUAGUGAUGACAUGUUCUGA